GUGUGUUCUGGGCUUGACUUUUGUCGUCGUCUGCCUUGCUGUUUGUGCUUCGCUGCUUUCUUGCCUGACCGCUAUAUAUGAAACCAACACACACACACACACACACACCAGCACAUUGAGCGAUCGAUCAGCACGCGCCCAGCUCACCCACUGUCUCAUCGGCUCACGUGCGUUGCUUAUUUGCAUCCCACACUUCCGUCAGCACCCAAGCACUUGUUGAGUUGCUUGCCACUCCCAGCUGCUGGCUCGCAAACGUGUAAACACUGGACAACAUGCACGCCACAGCAACAACUCCGUCAGCACGACCGGCGCGUGCAUUGAUACACGCCGCAAGUGCCGAUAAGGCAAGUGAUAGCACCGCGAAGAUGCCUGGACAACAGGUGCUGGUGCGCGAACAGGGCGGACAGGGCCGCCCGCACUUUGUCCCCCAUGACGAAAUGCGGCUGGACAUGGAGCAGCUCAAGAUCGCGUUGGGGUCGUGGACAGCCGUGGUGGAGUUGGUGCCGACGUGGCACGAGGUCUUCUUCGCAGAGCUGUUUCAGGCACACCCGGAGACAGAGCGUUUGCUCUAUUCGUCCGACAAGAGCAAAUCGUGGAACGAGCGGCACAUGGCACGCGUCGGCAAGUCUGUUGGGGAUGUGAUCAAAAGUCUUUCCAACUACGACGACGUCAUCGAACACCUUACGACUGGCGAACCUCAUGAGCAAGCAUGUUGCUUGACCGACGGUUAUGUUAUUGGAACAGGCCUUGGGAACACGCCACGCUCGCUAUGGCUUGCAUGUGGAUCAACUGGAUUUGUUCAUCAACGCUUUUCUUUGGACCUUGGGUGCUGGACUUGGUGACAGCUGGGACCACAGCGUCAAAAAGGCAUGGAUGCAUGUUCUGCCCUUCAUCUUGUCGCCACUCAAGUCAGGGCUGGUUGUUGCCCGCACACUGCGCAACGACUACAACACCAGCGGCUGCCUCCGUUGCAGACGCCUCUUGAUCCCGCUGCACGGCCGCAGGCUUCGCCCCAUCACCGUGUCCCUGGUCUAGGGAUGUUAUUUCUGUGUGCGUGUGCGUGCGUGUGUGUGUUGGGUGGUGUGUGUGUGUGUGUCGGUGUGUGUGUGUGUCUGUCUCUCUCUCUCUCUGUCUCUCUCUCUG
Salpingoeca rosetta is the source of this 1143-nucleotide messenger RNA. RefSeq lists its product as hypothetical. The transcript has 3 exons. Bases 273 to 842 code for a protein of 189 amino acids. Lineage: Eukaryota; Choanoflagellata; Craspedida; Salpingoecidae. The record is from RefSeq and is a predicted model, not a curated record. Gene Ontology annotation, molecular function: heme binding; oxygen binding.